Molecule: messenger RNA, 1251 nt
Organism: Aspergillus nomiae NRRL 13137
Lineage: Eukaryota; Fungi; Ascomycota; Eurotiomycetes; Eurotiales; Aspergillaceae
Product: glycoside hydrolase family 7 protein
Exons: 1
Coding region: 1-1251 (416 amino acids)
Biological process (GO): carbohydrate metabolic process
Molecular function (GO): hydrolase activity, hydrolyzing O-glycosyl compounds
Source: RefSeq, a predicted model, not a curated record
AUGAUCUGGACACUCGUUCCCUUCGUGGCACUUCUGCCACUAGCGACAGCCCAACAGGCGGGCACUACGCCUGAUGCCCAUCCCAGACUCACCACAUAUAAAUGCACAUCGCAGAGUGGCUGCAUAAAGCAGAACACCUCAGUUGUUCUGGAUGCAGCAACUCACUUCAUCCACAAAAAAGGGACAGAAACUUCCUGCACCAACAGCAACGGCUUAGACACUUCCAUCUGUCCGGAUAAACAAACCUGCGCUGACAACUGUGUCGUUGAUGGUAUCACGGACUACAGCAGCUACGGUGUCGAAACAGAGAAUGCCACGUUGACCCUUCACCAGUACUUGCAAACUGGCGACGGCACAAAGUCCGUGUCACCGCGCGUCUACCUCCUCGCGGAAGACGGAGAGAACUACUCCAUGCUGAAACUCACGAAUCAGGAAUUCACCUUCGAUGUCGAUGCAUCCACCCUCGUAUGCGGUAUGAAUGGUGCUUUAUAUCUGUCUGAAAUGGAGGCCUCUGGCGGAAGGAGCUCCCUGAACCAAGCCGGAGCCACAUAUGGAACUGGGUACUGUGACGCUCAAUGCUACACCAAGGAAUGGAUCAACGGCGAAGCCAACACCGAGGGUGUGGGCUCCUGCUGUCAGGAAAUGGAUAUUUGGGAAGCCAACGCCCGAGCAACAGGACUUACACCACACCCUUGCAACACAACCGGCCUGUACGGGUGCAGCGGCUCAGAGUGCGAAGCUUCCGGCGUCUGUGACAAGCCUGGCUGUGGAUUCAACCCGUACGCCCUAGGUGCAAAGGACUACUACGGUUACGGUCUCAAGGUCAACACCAACGAGACACUCACAGUUGUAACCCAGUUCCUCACAACUGAUAACACCACCUCAGGCCAACUCAGCGAAAUCCGCCGUCUUUAUAUCCAGAAUGGGCAGGUCAUUCAAAAUGCUGCCGUCACUUCCGGAGGCAAAACUGUCGACUCGAUUACAAAGGACCUCUGCAGCGACGAAGGAAGUGCCUUCAACCGGCUUGGUGGCCUCGAGGAAAUGGGCAACGCCCUGGGCCGCGGCAUGGUUCUUGCGAUGAGUAUCUGGAACGACGCAGGCUCGUUCAUGCAAUGGCUUGAUGGUGGCAAUGCAGGACCGUGCAGUGCAACUGAGGGAGACCCGGCGUUGAUUGAGAAAUUGUAUCCAGACACUCAUGUGAAGUUUUCCAACAUUCGGUGGGGAGACAUUGGAUCGACCUACCAGCAUUAG